AUGGCGCCGUCAACACGCUCCCGAGGCGCCCCCGCACCAAGCCGAAUCUACAAUUCAACCCCAUCCCUCCAGCAGGCCCAGUUCCCCCCGCGCAAGAAGACUGUUCGCACAUAUGGCAGGCAAAAUCAGAAAACCAAGGGGUUGAGACAGCAGACGUUAACACAAAUAGAUUUUGUGUCCAGCUUUGAGGAGGAUGCUGAAGACGAUCUAUUGAGUGAUGCGACUGAGGAAGGGAACGACGAAGGGAAUGCGGCCGAGGACAAGGAGAAUGACAUGCUGUCAGAGCUGCCCAAUCUCGAAGAGAAGGGGAGCGAUGGUGAUGAAACCGAAUCUGGUGAGGAGGAAGCAGAGCAGGAGGAAGAACCAGUUCGCCCAGGGAGAAAGCGCCGGGGUGCUUUGAAAGAGAAGAGCAACGAUAAUCAGACCACCAAGAGACGGCGGACGUUCGGCGGCAAGGUGGGAAUGAAGCAGAGCAAAAACUCAAGGCGCAAGACCGUCGGCGAUCCUCCAAGUUCAAGUUACCACACCCAGACCUUGACCCAGUGUUAUGCGAAGGGUCAACUGAUAAAGGAUUCAGAGGACGAGGAUGGGGCCGACAUGGAGGACGACGGCAAGGAAAAUGUCGACAACGACGGCUUCGAUGAUUGGCUCCGUGAGCCCAACAGCCCAAGCCCUCAGCCAAGACAAGCUCCGGCUGAAAGCUUACCAGGGCUAGAAGACAUAUUUGAAAGUGCCUCACAGCGUAUCGCUUCACAAGAGGGAUCAAUCAUCCCCCAGACUAUUGCGAAACGCAACAGACGCGCCGUAAUACCAUCGUCUAGCCAGCUCUCCACGCCGCUCAGCAGCCAUCUUCUCUCUCGAUAUGGUCCGCUCUCGGGCAUCCACGAGUCACCGUCCGUUCGGGGAACGCAGGCAGACUCGAAACCUCACCAACUCGAUGAACUGCCUGGGACGGUGACUUCGCCAACACCAACUAGAAGGAAACUAAUUAUCGAGGACUCUUACGCAACGGGAAGCUGGGGCUCAGAGAAUCAAACACAAUCUAAGCGUUCGCCCUUGAAAGACGUCACCCGUGAUACUGGUGGCGCACCAAGUCUGGCUCCGAGCCGAGAAACUACUAGUUCUUCAGAUGAAGAACUGAUGAACACCCCGACAAGAGCAAGGCCACGCAGAGACGCUGGUCUAGAGUCAGGAGGCAGGCUCCGGUCAUCACAAGCCAGGUCAAGACUUAGCACGCCGUCUCCAUCGAAGAGAAAGAAGUUUUCGCCCAUCAAGUCUACAAUGGGUCUCCGCGAAAUCCCCGAUUCGGAUGAAGAGUCUGAAUUCUGGGGCGAGGAGGAGAUCGACCAGGAAAACCAAGCUCCUAUCAACGAGCCAGAAACGGAACCCGGCUCUGGUAAAUCACAACGUGGUGGAUCUGGCGCUGGAACUCAACGCACCAGACCUGAAGGACUAGGGCUGUCAAAUGCACCCCCACAAGAGAAAGGGGGAACGAGUUUCAAAGACAAAGGCAUCGAGGUCGUUGAAGAUUCGACAGAAGGCGAGGAUAGUGAUGAUGACGACCAGUUUGCUGCCGGACCCGAUACGCUCUUCGUCUUGGAUGAACUUGGCACAUCGUACCGCAGCACAGCCGAUGAAGCGCUCACGCAAAGCCGAAGGCACGAGCCAAGUUCAACACCUCGAACAACACAGCCUAUACCUACACCCCAGGAACCUCUCUCUUCAAAGCCUCUUCGCGAGCCUAUCCAUUAUCCCGCACCGACACACACCCAGACACAACCCCUUGAGUCGCAGCGUGUUCCUCUCGCAGUUAUCCAGGGCCUCGGCGAGCCAGCCUACGCCACCGAUAUCCUCCUCCCCGUCUCGCCCACAGUUGUAUCACGACUUGCUAGCGGGCAUCUCGUUCACAUCAACCUCCCUUUCAAGAUAUAUCCCCAAGUCACUCGGUUCUGGCUCUAUGACGGAUCCCUACUUCAAUAUCUUGCAUGCCCCCAGCCAGGAGUGCAGCAGGGGCCAAGCGAAUGGAGACAUGAGAUUGACCAAGUAUAUGAAUUGAACAACCCUCGCGAUGAGGAAGACAUGCGAGAGGAGGAGUGGUACCACGACACCAUCGGCAGGUACAAAUACCUCCCGCCCGCCAUUGUGAGCCAGCUUCUCUCCAACCUCAGACACAAGCUUUUCAGCACCGACGCUGGGCAACAAACCCCCGCCGAGGCUGUCGAACUUCCAUCCGACCCCCCAUCCGACGAGCAACCCAUCCCAUUGCCAAACUACACGAACCAGCUCGCCCCCAGCAGUUCCAUGGGCAUCAGCAUCUCCCAACAGGUCGAGGCCCAGCUUCGCAGCGAAUCGGACCGGCUGACCGAGAACCCGGGCUCCGAGGACACCAUCCUCGUCCCUUCGACCCCAAUGUCCAACCGGAAGACCCCGACCGCGCACAACAGACAGAGCAUCGUGCGCCCCUCGCAGGCCACGACGGUCUCUGUAGCCUCGACCCCCGACAAGUACCACCGCCACCGCCAAAGCCAGCAGUCAAAGCAGCAGCAGCAGCACCAAACCCCGUCCCUCCGCUCCUCGCACCACCACCACUCAUCCAGCAGCCACCUGACCUUCCAGGACUACGGCUCCUCCUCGCCCCCGCUGGUCCUCCCCAACUCCAACAACGGCCACAGCGCCUCGCAGCUCCUCUCCAAGAGCCAGAUGCUUCCCGACAGCCUGCUGCGCGACGAGUCUCAGAUGCCCCCGGAGAUCUGGAGUUCCGGCGAAGAAGAUGAUUGA
Messenger RNA from Clonostachys rhizophaga, 2778 nucleotides. NCBI's taxonomy places the organism in Eukaryota, Fungi, Ascomycota, Sordariomycetes, Hypocreales, Bionectriaceae. The record is from the annotation of a GenBank genome assembly.